Thlaspi arvense is the source of this 420-nucleotide messenger RNA. Lineage: Eukaryota; Viridiplantae; Streptophyta; Magnoliopsida; Brassicales; Brassicaceae. The record is from the annotation of a GenBank genome assembly.
UCAAUCCGGUUGGCUCAUCCCGCAAUCCCGUCACACCGGAUUCGGAGACGCAAUGAGUUGGGACCCAGUAGCUUCAAGUUUCGCGGGGAUUCGAGUCUCAAUGGGAGAGUUAGCUAUAAGCAUGUGGGUGGGUAUUGCGCGGUAUCUGUAGGUUUCGGUCGUCAAAGUCCGAGCUUCCAUGACGAAGAGCCCUUAUGGUUGAGCCUUGUUAAGGACAUUGUCUGGAGCACGAGAUCUCUCUUCACCUUUCUAUCUGAGCAACCGAGCCAGCUGAAAUUCAUAGAGUGGCCAAGUUUUACAACCACGCUCAAGACUGCCACACUGAGUCUCUGUCUUGUAGCUGUCUUCAUUGUUGCGCUAUCAUCGGUGGACUCUGCUCUUUGUUACAUAUUGGCUUUGAUCCUGAGGAAAGCCCCAUGA